CGUGGGUUAUGCAGGGGUCUCGACCACUUGACACUGCAGGUACAAAUCUUUACAUAUCAUCCUCGACGCAACUCUCCCCUCUCCUCGUCCUCCAGUCCGCCCUCUCUCAGCGACGCUUUGCAUCUCAGACGACUUGCGAUUCCCCCCACCUCCCCCGUCCUCCAAAACGCCCUACUGCUCUCUAAACCCCUCCAACAUGGCGCCGGAGGAUAAUUCUUCAAUGCAGCCUCGAGACUUCCAGCCCGUCCGUGCCUGCAUUUUCGACAUGGACGGCCUUCUGAUCGACUCCGAAGACCAAUAUACCGUUGUCACCAACACGAUCCUGCGGGAAAACGGCCGGCCCGAUAUUCCCUGGAACAUCAAAGCACAACUUCAAGGCCGACCCUCUCACUCCGCGGGGAAGAUCUUCCAUGAGUGGGCCCAGCUGCCCAUCUCGAGGGAGCAGUUUAUGAGUCGGCAGACAGAGUUACAAGCCGAGGCGUUUCUGAAUUGCAGACCGCUGCCGGGCGUGGAAACCCUGCUGCAGAAGUUGCAACAAGCACAUGCAAAGGGCCGCGGGGCAUCCGUCUCCCCGGACCCGGCGAACAAGAAGAAGGUCCACAUUGCGUUGGCGACGAGCUCGCACUCUAAAAACUUUGAGAUCAAGACCAAGGGGAUGAAAGACCUGUUUAGGCUCUUCCCUCAAAGACACGUCAUCCUGGGUGACGAUCCUCGGAUACCCAAGGGGAGAGGAAAGCCGUUACCGGAUAUCUACCUGUUAGCGCUGCAGACUAUCAAUGAGACGCUGAUGGUGGAAGGCGAGGGAGAAAGGCCUAUCACGCCGGACGAGUGUCUGGUGUUUGAGGACAGUGUGCCUGGGGUGGAGGCCGGCCGGAGGGCAGGCAUGCGAGUUGUCUGGGUGCCACAUCCGGGGCUCCUUGACGUAUACACCGGGAGAGAAGAGGAGGUUCUCGCGGGGCAGACCGGCGAGCAUAAAGAGGACGACCUAGACCACACCGAGGGCAUCCCUCUCAUGGGCAGUCCUGGCUACCCAGGAGAGAUCAUGGACGGAUGGGCAGAGAUGCUGGCCUCGCUGGAGGAGUUUGAUUUCUCGAAAUAUGGGAUUGAAAUUGGUGACGCGAGAGAUGCUUCAGAGACCGGCCAGCACACUGUCGAUGGCAUGACGGACAAAGAGUUGGAAGAAAUGACAGCGCUGGCGGACGGUAAACGUCAUGCUCCGGAAGAACCAUCGCCUCCACAGGUUCCCAGGACAAGUUUAUAAUGACGAGGGGCGUUAAGAAACUCCCCUCAAUGCUCUCGAUCAAAGGGCCACAGACAACGUGCAAAAUGCAAGAAUUCCAGGCCAGGCAUAAAUUGGUCAUUUCCC
Molecule: messenger RNA, 1366 nt
Organism: Cladophialophora immunda
Lineage: Eukaryota; Fungi; Ascomycota; Eurotiomycetes; Chaetothyriales; Herpotrichiellaceae
Exons: 2
Coding region: 197-1261 (354 amino acids)
Molecular function (GO): phosphatase activity
Source: RefSeq, a predicted model, not a curated record